CAUCAGCUGCACUAAGUCACAUUAUAAUGGGGACUGUUUGCUUUUCAUGGCACUUGUCUUUGCUUCUUACCGUAUUAUGCACAGCUGGGCUCUCAGAAGGCAGUGGGCUCCCAGAUAUCGAUGAAUGUGCCGUUGGGACAGACGACUGUCAUAUUGAUGCUAUUUGCCAAAACACCCCAAAAUCCUACAAAUGCAUCUGCAAGCCGGGAUAUAAAGGAGAGGGGAAACAAUGUGAAGAUAUUGAUGAAUGUGACAAUGACUACAAUGGAGGUUGUGUGCAUGAAUGCAUCAAUAUUCCAGGCAACUAUCGAUGCACAUGUUAUGAUGGAUUUAUGUUGGCCCACGAUGGACACAAUUGUUUAGAUGUGGAUGAAUGUCUUGAUAAUAAUGGUGGAUGCCAACAAAUCUGCGUUAACACCAUGGGCAGCUAUGAAUGUUUAUGCAAAGAUGGGUUUUUCCUUAGUGAUAACCAACACACCUGUAUUCACCGCUCAAAUGAAGGUAUGAACUGUAUGAACAAAGACCACGGGUGUGCACAUAUCUGCAGGGAGGCACCGAAAGUUGGAGUGGCCUGUGAGUGUAGGCCGGGCUUCGAACUUGCCAAAAACCAGAGAGACUGCACAUUAACCUGUAAUUAUGGAAAUGGAGGAUGUCAGCACACCUGCGAUGACACAGAGACUGGCCCAGUGUGUGGGUGUCAUCAGAAGUAUGCGCUGCACUCAGAUGGCAAGACUUGCAUUGAGAAGGAUGAGGCUGCAAUUGAGAGUUCUGAGUACAAUACCACGUCAGUAGCUGAUGUGGACAAGAGGGUGAAACGUCGACUGCUUAUGGAAACGUGUGCUGUCAAUAACGGAGGCUGUGACCGCACUUGCAAAGACACAGCCACAGGAGUCCGUUGCAGCUGUCCGGUGGGAUUUACCCUGCAGCCUGAUGGGAAAACGUGCAAAGAUAUUGAUGAGUGUUUGGUGAACAACGGUGGCUGUGAUCACUUUUGCAGAAACACUGUUGGAAGCUUUGAAUGCAGCUGUCAGAAAGGAUACAAGUUACUGACCGAUGAACGCACCUGUCAGGACAUAGAUGAAUGCUCGUUUGAACGGACCUGUGAUCACAUCUGUAUCAACUAUCCCGGAAGUUAUGAAUGCCUCUGUCAUAAAGGUUACACCUUGUACGGAAUGACUCACUGUGGAGACAUUGAUGAAUGCAGCUUAAACAAUGGUAGCUGUGAUUCUGGUUGUAUUAAUACAUUGGGAAGCUAUGAAUGUGUCUGUCCGCCUGGGAAGAGACUUCACUGGAAUAAAAGAGACUGUAUAGAGAUGGUGAAAUGCCUCCCAAAUUCCAAGCCUGCCCUCAAAGCUCAGUUGUCCUGCAGCAAAGUAGGAGGACUGGAAAGCUGCUUCUUAUCGUGUCCGUCUAACACGUUUUAUCUCCCAGAUUCAGAGAAUAGCUACUCAUUAAGCUGUGGAGUUCCAGUCCAGCAAAGCAAGUCAUAUCAGAGACGCAAUUCAACAACACCAACCUGUUCAGAUAACCUAAGUCUUCCAGUAACUCAAAAAGCCCGUUUUAAAAUUAAGGAUGCAAAGUGCCACUUACGACCAAGAAGCAAAGAAAAAAUGAAGGACUCAGGGAAGUCAUCACUGAUGGAUAAUUGCCAUGUAACCUUUGUGAAUCUCAAGUGUGACUCUUCAAAGAAGAAGAGACGUGGACGCAAGUCACCUUCAAAGGAAGUGUCUCAUAUCACUGCUGAGUUUGAGCUGGAGAUAAAGAGGGAGGAAGUGUCAGACACCUGUAGCAAUGAUUGUGUGAGGAAAAAAAUGGAACAAAAGCUGCAAUCAGCAAUCAAGUCUCUGAGAAAGUCCAUAAACAAGCAACAGUUUUAUAUCCAGUUUUCUGGGGCGGAAUACGAAGUUGCCCAGAAGCCAGCAAAGGGCUCCGAGAAUCUGGAGGUGUGCAGUACAGGCCAAAUGCAGCAGGAUGGAAAAUGCGUCAGUUGUGGUGUUGGCAGUUAUUACAGUGGAGAACAUAACCAAUGCUUCCCUUGUUCGCCGGGCACAUACCAGGAUACUGAAGGGCAGCUGGCGUGUGAGCCUUGUCCAAGCAAUGAUGGUGCGGGCAUAGCAGGAGCACGAAAUGUGUCGGAAUGUGGAGGACAGUGCCCACCCGGGUAUUUCUCCUCCGAUGGCUUCAAACCGUGCAAGUCCUGUCCUCUGGGCAGAUAUCAGCCUGAGAUUGGCCGUACCAUGUGCUUCACCUGCGGAGGAGGGCUUGUGACUAAAUAUGAAAGUGCAGUUUCCUUCCAGGACUGUGAAACAAAAGUCCACUGCUCUCCUGGACAUUAUUACAACUCCACAACACACCGAUGUAUCCGAUGUCCUGUUGGGACGUACCAACCUGACUUUGGACAGAAUUACUGCAUUACUUGCCCAGGGAACACAAGCACAGAUUUUGAUGGCUCCACAAAUGUCACACAUUGCAAGAAUCAACAUUGUGGAGGUGAAUUAGGAGACUACACAGGAUAUAUUGAAUCUCCAAACUAUCCUGGAGAUUACCCAGCUCACGUGGAAUGUAUCUGGAACAUUAACCCACCCCCAAAAAGGAGGAUACUUAUAGUUGUCCCAGAAAUAUUUCUUCCAAUUGAAGAUGAAUGUGGAGAUGUUUUAGUAAUGAGAAAAAGUGCCUCUCCAACCUCCAUAACUACAUAUGAGACAUGCCAGACAUAUGAGAGGCCGAUUGCUUUCACAUCCAGGUCAAGGAAACUUUGGAUACAAUUUAAAUCUAACGAAGGAAAUAGUGGUAAAGGCUUUCAAGUUCCAUAUGUUACAUAUGAUGAGGAUUAUCAACAACUUAUAGAAGACAUUGUUCGAGAUGGGAGAUUAUACGCCUCUGAAAACCAUCAAGAAAUUUUGAAAGACAAGAAGCUGAUCAAGGCUCUCUUUGAUGUAUUGGCACAUCCCCAGAAUUAUUUCAAGUACACAGCGCAGGAGUCAAAAGAGAUGUUUCCAAGAUCUUUUAUUAAGCUGCUGCGUUCUAAAGUUUCCAGAUUUUUACGGCCUUUCAAAUAGCCUUAUUUUCAUAUUUUUAUUUUUUUUAUUUUUUUAUUAUUCAUGUUCGUCCAGUAAUUUUAUUUCCCCUCGCAGUAGAAACCUUUGCAAAUAAAGAUAUUUUAUCAUGGAUUUGGAAGAAUAAUGCCUAGGGCUAAUCUAAAAAUAUUCCUGUGUGGACACCGCAGACUGCAACAUUUGGAUUCCAAACUGAAAAAAAAAAGUUUAGACCACUUUUUCAGGAAGAAAGCCCUUCCUUUGUAUUAAUUUACAAAGCAGCAUUUUAUGUUCCUAGAAAAUCAAAAUUACCAUUCAUUUGGAACUGAGCUUUCAACGUGCUCCUACAACAGAGGUUGAAACCUUAACAGGUGGUUGCUUUUAAAGAGGCUUACACAAUAUUUUUGAUUUAUGAUGCAACAUCCUUGAUAAGUGGAAAAGCAUUGAAAAUGAUCACUGUUGAAACCUCUUUUUGGACAAACACAAACCAGUUGGUACACUUCCCUUUCUUCAACUGAUAUUUUAGACUGCAGUAGCCAUAUAAAAUAAUAGCUUUGUGCUAUCUCAUAAGCAAUAUCUCAGUUCCUUGAUACACCUUGAGAUAAUGCCAUUUGUAAUUUAACUUGAUAAUUAUAACUAUUUCCAUUAGUUUUUAAAAGCCAUUGGUUAUGGACAUAAGCACUAUUCAACGACUUGCUGGGUAUCACACACCAACAGCAUAAUGUAACCUGCAAGAAAUCCAAGAUUUUAUGUUUGUCUAAAUGAUGGAAAUGUUCUUCCCUUAGCAUGUUAGUUUAAACUACAGUAUGUUCAGUAUAAUGUGGAAGAAGAAAAUUCCUCCGAAAUGACAUUAGAUUUAAACUGUCCCAGAAUGCUUUGUUACACACAUACACAAACACACAGAACUUUUCUGAUGUCUCCUUCAAGAAAGACACAAGCAGAUCUUGGACUGCAGUUGCAGCUGAUCCACAGUAAUGGGUUUCUCACAGAAAGUGGAGAUACAACAAAAUAUGCUCUCUAAUAAGUGGGGCUCCCUAGAACUUUUUUCUUUGGAAUGGCUAAGAAGAAAUAUUUUAUUAUUAUUGUUCAGUUAAAGAAACUACCUGAAAACCUGGAGAGAAAAUAGAGUAUUAUGAAAAGAAAAGGAUGCGUGUAGUAUAAAUAAUAUUUUAUGUUUAAAUUGCACUUGAGUUUUAUAUGAGGAGUUUUCGAGAGGAGGGAAUGUUUUCCUUGAGGGUCUUGCAUUCAACACGAAACCAAAAACAAAUGAUUGUAUAGAAUGUCUUGCAUCGUGUUAUGAAAGAUGUCCAUUUUUCAUUGCUAUUCAUUACAAUUUAGCAAACUGAAUUUGAAGAUUGAGGAAUAAAAUGUAUUCUCGUUUUUAAAACGGCAAAUGGUUAUAAAAAUGACAUCAUGUCAUUUUAAAAUAGUGCGAUAAAAAUCUUGGAUAUGUAAAUUACUUUUCUAUUUCUAAACAAAUCAAACUACUAAAAAGGUAUAUUCUAUUUAAGGUUUCCCAACAAAUAAUAGAUGGUUAUACUUCAAACAAAUAAAAAUUCACUGGCCUCUAUUUAACAAGGUCUGGGGGACCUGAUCUGACAGUGCGGAUCAGGUCCGCCAGACCUCGCUGAAUACGGAAAGCAAUAAGCUCUCUGUAUUCUGCAUUGCCCCAGCAGCUCACAAGAGCUGCUGGUGCAACGCCGCCCCCUGCAGACUCGUGGCCAAUCAGCCGCCAGCAGGGGGUGUCAAUCAACCCGAUCGUACUCGAUCGGGUUGAAUUCCAGCGAUGUCUGUCGUCCUGCUCAGAGCAGGCGGACAGGUUAUGGAGCAGCGGUCUUUGUGACCGCUGCUUCAUAACUGCUGUUUCUGGCGAGCCUGAAGAAGUCCUUUCGGAGCUUUAUAGAUAGGCCCCACUGUCUUGAUUUGAAUACUAGAAAUGUAAAAAAAUGUGUAGAUACAGACGGAUAAGAUUGUUAAAACCUCUGAUGUUGCAACUCACAUUUCAAUUUGUAGCAAAAACUGGAAUCUAACUUUGUAAGAGGUUCAUGUUUUAUGUGCAGAGAAUUAAAGCAACAGAAGUCUUCUGACAUUUCAACAUAAAAGGGACGAUUUCUCAAAUGUAAGGCGGACAAGAUUCACUGUAGCAAAUCAUGUCCGCACGACAUCGCUAAAUGCUGACAGCAUAUGUUGUCGACCAGAAAUGCUUGUGCAAUGCCGCCCCCUGCACAUUCACGGCCUAUCGGCCACUAGCAGAGGGUAUCAAUCACAUCUGAUCGGGAUGAUUGCAGUCCGCCAUCUCAGAGGUGGCGGACAAGUUAAGGAGAAGCGGUCUUGAGACUUUUGCUGCUUGAUAAAUCGGCCCCUAAGUAUGAAUGUUAUCCAAGCAUUGUAUAAUUCCUGUUGGGUUAUGGAAGCCAUGGAUGGCAGGUUAUGAUUUUUUCAUUUCAUAUCAGAUAUACUUAAAUGGUAAAAUGAAAUAUCUCAUAAUCUUGGGACCGAGAGAUACCAUUUUAUUUUAUUAUUAUAGUUAUCAUCAAGGAAUUAGUGUGCUAGUUGUUUUUUUAGGCAUGGCUUUCCUUAAACUUAAAACUGUCAUUGCAGCAAUACUCAAGAUCAUACAAAGCUGUAGUUUCAUUAUGUGAGGUCUCCUUUUAUUCAUUUGAAUUACAAAAGUGAUUUCAGCUUUCAGAGGAAUACAGAUUAGCAGGGACAUAAGCUCAGGAGCCGGCCCAUUUCUGGAGCACAAUGUGGCAGCAGUUUUGCAAGAAUUUUAUCCAUUUGCAAGAUCACUAGAGGGCAGCACUGUUUCCUGCCAUUUAGUGAUCCAGAUGCCUACCUAGGUAUCUCUUCAGCACAGAAUAUCAUGGGAACGAAGCUAAUUUGAUAAUAGAAGUAAAUGGAAAGAUUUUUAAAAUGGUAUUCUCUGUCUGAAUCACAAAAAAAAAUGUUGAGUUCCAUGUCCCUUAAGAAUGACUCAGAUUAAAAGCUAAAAAAUAAAAUUAAAAAAAUUGAAAGCUAGAUCAACCAUCUAGGGGCUUGAGUGUUGAUUUCCUGGAAACAAAUUAGUCACUUAAACCAUAUAGUAGAGAAAAAGAUUGAGCCUAAUUUCCCUGUACAGUUUUAAAAACAUCAAAAUUCCCAUUAUUUGGUAAGAGCACAGGUGACAAAGCACAUGACCAUGGUGUGGUCUAGAAAUGUUAUCACACGUGAUGCUGAUAGGAAAUACUGUAACUUGGGGAUAGUUCUUUGGUAAAAGUGAUUAUGGGAAGUCUGCAUCUAGGUUGUCCCCUGGUUCAAGGGCAAACAGGUAUUUAUACUUCCUAAUAUCAUCUCCUGUAAUGGUUAUUGAUUAAGUAUGUUUACAUCAAAGCAUUGUCCUUGGGUUUGCAGAAAGGCAUACAGUGGUUAUUGAUUGAACAAUGUUCUUUAGUAGAAAAUCAUUUCUAUGCCAUAUCUUUCAUCCUGUUUUUUACAUAAUUACAGGAGGACAUUUCUCUCAGUUGUUAAUUUUAGUAUAUUAAAAAUAUCUUAACUGCCCUAGUGUUCUGGUGCAGUGUUACCAGAUGAGUGAUAUGGGAACAUUAUACGGUUUCCAGAGAGGAUUUAUAUGGCACUCUCAAUUCCCAUUGUAAUCAGGUUUUGUUGUUCUUAUAGUAAAGCUGGAACAUAUGGAAUUAGUUUUUUUUAACCAUUCCAAAGUGUAGCUUCAGAUAUUUACUAUAAACUUCUUUAUUAAUAUCAACUUGUCAAAUGAUUAUGUAUAUUGUAUAUGGCAUGCUUUUUGUGCGUAAUUGGAACUGUAUAAAUGUUAUGUGCCACAAAAUUAAGAUCUUUGCAUGUCACAAAUUGCUAUUCCUCUCUAAUAAACUACUCUUAUAAAAAAUCAUAAUAAUGGACAUAUAAGAAACUAAGCUAUCUUGAUAGACCAUGUAUUUUACAGCAGAUGGCAACCGCCAUGUUCCUGCUUAUUUUUGUCAUAUAAUCUGACUUCUAUGCAGCUUUGUAGAGAUACCCUUUUCUGGAAAGAUACCAUGAUAAAAUAAAUAAAUAGAUGUUGUUAAACAAAGUUCAUAUAUUAUAUAUUAGCUGUUUGUUCUUAUACUAUAGGCCGUUUAUCUGUGGACCAUACAGUAACUUUUUUCUCUGUAAACUAAUAGUCAAUUCCAAUUUUAUACACAAAAUGUAUUUGUCUAUAUUUUGAGGUUUUACUUUCUACAUACUGAACAUGAAACCUCUUUAAUAUAUUUUAGAAUCUGUUUCCUAACUGUAGGUUAAUGGGCAGAGAUGACAAUGGGGCCGAUUUAUUAACAGUCGGACGACGGACGGACAUGACCCGCUGUAGCAGAUCAUGUUCGCCCAACAUCACUGAAUGCCGAUAGCAUAUGCUGUCGGUAUUUAACAUUGCACAAGCAGUUCUGGUGAACUGCUUGUGCAAUACCGCCCCCUGCAGAUUUGCUGCUAAUCGGCCGCUAGCAGGAGAUGUCAAUCAACCCGAUUGUAUGAGAUCUGGCGGAUUUAUGGCCGCAGCCUCAGAGGAGGCGUACGAGUUAAGGAGCAACGGUCUUAAGACCGCUGCUUCUUAACUCCUGUUUUCGGCAAGCCUGAAGGCUCGCUCGGAAACAGGAGCAUUCAGGGCCAUUCACUCCUUAAAAGGAUACUGAACCCGAUUUUUUUUUUCAUGAUUCAGAUCAUGCAAUUUUAAGCAACUUUCAAAUUUACUCAUGUUACCAAUAUUUCUUCAUUCUCUUGCUAUCUUUAUUUGAAAAAGAACACAUCUAAGCUAAGGAGCCAGGCAAUUUUUGGUUCAGAACCCUGGACAGCCCUUGUUUAUUUGUGGGUAAAUGUAUCCACCAAUCAGCAAGAACAAUCCAGGUUGUUCACCAAAAAGGGGCGGUCUUCUAAACUUACAUUCUUGCUUUUCAAAUAAAGACACCAAGGGAAUGAAGAAAAAUUGAUAAUAGGAGUAAAUUAGAAAGUUGCUUAAAAUUGCAUGCUCUAUCUGAAUCACAAAAGAAAAAACUUGGGUUUAGUGUCCCUUUAAUAAAUCGGCCCCUCUGACUUUAGUGAAUCUACUGCAUUAAUGCUUAGAAACAUCUAAUUAUAGAGUUUUAGUUCUAACUUUUUGUUCCCAAGAAUAAAAGUGAAUGGAAAUAUAAUUUCUCUAGUAAGUGUUGCCUUGGUUCUGAAGUUAUGUCCUUAUAGUAGGUUUUAUCAUCAUUUGUUCCAUAAAUUGAUAGUUACUUUUUAUACUUCCCUAAAGAAAGUAACUUUAUCCUGAAUUUCAGUUUCCUAACUCCAGGAGUUUAUACAGAUGCUCACCAACCUCUGCAGUGCAUUGAAACAAAGGCAAAUUUAUUAAUUUGGGGAAAGCUCCAAAAUAUCUUAGAAUUGUAAAAUAAAUUAGGAAACACAAAAGUGGUCUUGGUGACAAGCAGUGUUCCCUCUAAGGCCAGUUUUGUGAGUGGCCCAGUAGUGAAACAGUUAAUUAUAGCAAUUAGCAAACACUACCGAAUGCAGACGGCAAGGUAUGGUUCCCUUAUUAACUGUUUCACUGCUGACAAGUGUAUUUUUGGAGGUAUUGCCAAUCCUAUAUCUUGAAGCAUUAAUGACAUAUGCUCCCCACCCAAGGAAACAUAUAUACUCUAUUUUAUAUAAUAAAAUAUUUGCAAUUACUCCCCUUUCCCAUAAAUACAGGGACAAAUAAACUGCUCUAUAAUCAUACAGAUGUUUUGUUUGUGUGGGAUAGUUUUAACCAAUCUUACUCUUUAAAAUGGCUACAUCUGUGUCUAUCAAAAUGUAUCUGUAAAUAAACUGUCUGGUGGUUACCUCCAGCUUUCUGUUCACACUGGUCAGCCAAUAGACAGCAGGAAUGUCUCUGGCAGUCAUAUUGACUGCGCUGACCAUAUACAUAUCACAACGGGCAAAAUCCAGUUCUAUUUUUCAGUAAUUCUCUAAUGGUUUUGGAUCACUAUACAGAUUUUAAAGCAUAGGCAUCUCAAGUGUGGGAGUGGGGGGCAGGGCUGGCCCCUUAAAUAAUGGCUGCUCAAUAGGUUUUUCUUCAACUGUGAUCAUCCCUCAUCAUAUAGUGAUGUUUUCCCACCACUUUAUAAAUAUAAGCUCGCACAUUCAUGUAGGUGAAUGCUUAAAGGGACAGUCUAGUCUAAAACAAACUUUAAUUGUUCAGAUAGGGCAUGUAAUUUUAAUCAAUUUUCAAAUUUACAUCUACCACCAAUUUUGCUUUGUUCUCUUAGUAUUCUUAGUUGAAAGCUAAACCUAGGAGGUUCAUAUGCGUUUUUACAGUUUUACACCACUAGAAGGUGUUAGUUCAUGUGUUUCAUAUAGAUAACACUGUGCUCAUGCACGUGGAGUUCCUAGGAGCCAGCACUGAUUGUUAUCUUAUUUCAGUUCUUUUGACAGACUUGCAUUUUAGCCAGUCUGCAGAAGCUUAGAUACAAGGUAAUCACAGAGAUAAAAAGUGUAUUAAUAUAACUGUGUUGGUUAUGCAAAACUAGGGAAUGGGUAAUAAAGAGAUUAUCUUUUAAAACAAUAAAUAUUCUGGUGUAGACUGUCCCUUUAAUUAUUUUAUUAGCAGGUGUUUAUCAUUGCAAUUAUUAGUGGCUGCUCUGAAUAAUUAGUGGAACCCAGAGCACCCCCUAUAUAUAGUUCCAGGAUACAUCACUGUUAAAAGGGAUUUGUAUCACUAUAGGGCAGUUUAUAAACUGGCCUUUGUAUUCAUUUAAACCCUUUUGCUCUGGGUCUAAUAUAAAUGUUAAAAAUACUGUGCAGCCAUUUUAAUGUGUUGGUCUGUACAUGGUAUCUCUAAACCUGCAGCAAAUCCAUAGUAUUCUGAGACACACUUUGUCAUCUGUUACCUUAAUUAAACCCUAACACAAUUAAAGGUUUCUUUUAAACAAUACAAUGUUUAAAGGGGCGUUAAACACCUGUUCUUUGGUGUACAAAUUGUGCUUGUCUCACAGGGCCUAGAGAAGCUGAAAAGCAAAUUCUCUAUCCCAGGUUUUCUUUCAAAAACGGAAAAGAAAUAGCUCCCUUAUAAAAAUUGCAGCAUUUUGUAGAAAACCUAUAUUACAGAAUUUGCUUUUUGGACGAUCUUGGAAGCAUUUGCCAAGCAGAUUCUGUAAACAAAGGGGCAUUUACAGUUUGCUAUAAUUAGCAUUGCAACUACUUUACAAUUAUAAGCACAUUACCUACAGUUUUACUCAACUUCCCAAGCUACAAACGCUUCUUUUCUCUGUCCAAUUAUAUAGAAGUCAAUUUUAUUAAACCUUCUAUCAUCACGUGGGAUACAGUUAUAUUAAAUGCAAGUGCUAAUAUAAUCUACUUAAAAAAAAAGCUUAAAAAUAUCUAGAAACAAUAUUCCAGUAUGUACAUGGCUAAAGGGGUUGUAGUGAAUGCUAUGCUCAAAGUUCCAAGAAGGGCCUGGUAUACAGACAAAAGAAGAAUAUAUAUAUGUAUAUAUAUAUAUAUAUAUAUAUAUAUAUAAUGUGUGUGUGUGUGUGUUGGUUCUGUUGCGGUUGUGGAUAUCACAACCAGAUAGUAACAGCAACAGUCUUCAUAGCUUUACUGAUGAGUUACUAUCAGGUAGUAACGUUUACAAAUGCAAUCGAUUCCAGGGUUUAGAAUGUUUACGCUCUGAUGCAUCUUUCUGUUGAACACAGAUAGGAUAUUUUGAUACUGAUAACUCAAAUAUUAUAGAAUAUCAAACAGUAAGUUGGGAUCCACUGGUAUUUUAUCCAUUGCUUGAGGGAAAUGCAUACAUUGUAUUUUAGGAAGAACUUUUAAGAAUUAUUAGAACAAGAUUAACUUUAAGCACUUAAAUUCAAAUAUUUGGUUAUUUGGUCAACGACUUGGAAUAAUCAAUUUUUCCAAUUCUUUUAUAUCACUAUAAUUUCUGCUACUAGUGGUGCAGAUUAUUUAAUACCCCCAGAAUGAUUUGGCCAAAUUAUGUUCAUAUUCUUUCUCAUACACCUGUUCUUUCAAUAUUGUUUUUGUUUGUUUUUUCAAUGUUGAUUGUCAAUUUAUGUGUUUUUCUACACAUACAACGCUAAUUCCUCCCCAUAACUGUACAGAAAACCAUCUGGAAAGGAAUACUUUUUAUUUCUUUUCAUAUUAUAUACAUUUUUAAUGUAGUUCUUUAUUUAUUAUACAAUUAGUCUUUUAGUGUUACAGGUGCAUUUACGGUUACUUUUUUUUAUACUCUGCAUCACGUGUGUCAUUCUUACUGUUUUUGAAUGUGUAAUACUUAUUUUUGUGGACAAUUUAAGUUUUCCCUUCUUUUUAUAAUAAUUACGAUUUGCCUACUUGUCACAUGAAUGCGUUAAGAGCACGAGAAAGUAGCCAAACAUGAGGUUUAUAGUGUAUUGAAAUUUAAAUGAAAAUAAUUACGGAAAUAAAAAAUAGUAGAACUUAUUGUCCUAAGAGUGAAAGCACUUUUUAGGACUCCUUGUAAUAUAUGACAAUAAAAUGUACAGAUGUCAUUUAGUUGUAAUAUUUAAUCAUUUGUUAUUCACCAAAAAGGUCAGAAAUACAUGUAAAACGUCACUGUUCUUGUUGCCUUUAAUAACUAUGUACUAUACAAAUGUUUGCAUCUGAACUGACAAGACUAUAAUAAAGAAAUUAUUAUAAUUUUACAA
Molecule: messenger RNA, 11686 nt
Organism: Bombina bombina (fire-bellied toad)
Lineage: Eukaryota; Metazoa; Chordata; Amphibia; Anura; Bombinatoridae
Gene: SCUBE1
Product: signal peptide, CUB domain and EGF like domain containing 1
Exons: 23
Coding region: 27-3059 (1010 amino acids)
Biological process (GO): signal transduction
Cellular component (GO): cell surface
Molecular function (GO): calcium ion binding
Source: RefSeq, a predicted model, not a curated record